This is a messenger RNA of Girardinichthys multiradiatus, 2278 nucleotides long. RefSeq names its product solute carrier family 25 member 46 (gene slc25a46). Lineage: Eukaryota; Metazoa; Chordata; Actinopteri; Cyprinodontiformes; Goodeidae. The record is from RefSeq and is a predicted model, not a curated record. The transcript has 8 exons. Gene Ontology annotation, cellular component: mitochondrial outer membrane. Bases 363 to 1817 code for a protein of 484 amino acids. Gene Ontology annotation, biological process: mitochondrial fission; mitochondrial membrane fission; axon development.
CCUGCAUUUCAAUGUGGUUCUACUGAGUACUGACUCAGAGGGGCGGGUUACUCGUGGACACCACACUUUUUAUCUUUGUAAAUAAUGGUGAAAACCAUGAAUCAUUUUCCAUCCACUUCACAGUUCUGAUCUACUUUGUGCAGAAUAAUCCGAUCAUAAAAUAGUAAUUAGAAACAUCAGAACAUGCCCAGCAGGAGGGACUGGGACAGUUUGGGUUUUACUGAGCUGGGUUUCUACAUGAGCCCAGGAACAGAGACCUAUCUUAACAGAACAGCAACUGAGCUCAAGUCUGAACUCAACAGAACCCAAGAGUUCAUCAGAACCGAUUAAAUUACUCUGCCUGACAGCAGGGGGCAGCACUCAUGCCUCAGUCCUCCAGCUGCCGGAAGCACAACACCAGAGUGUUUCCGGGCGUAGCUGUGUGUUUUGUUGCGGCCAGAUCGGUUCGAUCUAUCGGGUCCUUCAGGUUCUGUUUCACUUCGGGUCUUGAUACACCACCGAUAUUUCGUCCUGCUCCAUGCCCGCCUCUGCUCUCUGAUCUGCGGCUCUCUCUCGGUCCUCUCCUCCUCAUGGCCUCCAGAAGGCCAGAUAGCUUCGACGGGUUCGGGUUCCGUAGCCGCGACGACCCGUACGGAGCCGGAUACACGACCCGGAGCUCCGGGGGCGCUGGGGACUUGCAGCAUCACCACUGGGUCACCACGCCGCCAGACAUCCCGGGUAGCCGGAACCUGCACCCUGGAGAGCGGACACCGCUGUUCGAGGAGGCCCAGCAAAGAGAACCCGGAGCCGGCUGGGAGGUUCCGCAGGCCGCGGGGGUUCCUCCAGAACAGCUGAGCAGAUUCGCCGGGUUCGGGAUCGGACUGGUCAGUCUGUUCACGGAGAACGUCCUCGCUCACCCCUGCAUCGUCUUUCGCAGACAGUGUCAGGUGAACUUCCACGCCCGCUGUUAUCACCUGACUCCGUUCAGCGCUGUCAGCGUCAUGUAUGCCAUCACCAAGGCCCAGGGAGGAAAGGCUCUGUGGAAGGGGAUGGGCAGCACCUUCAUCGUUCACGGCAUCACUCUGGGUGCUGAGGGCAUCAUCAGUGAAUUCACACCAUUACCACGGGAGCUUCCUCACAGCUGGAGCUGGAAACAACUGGCAGGACAUUUACUCCUCAAAGGGUUAACAGCUGUGGUGGCUCUUCCUUUUUACUGCGCCAGCCUCAUUGAGACUGUCCAGAGCGAAAUCGUUCAGGAUGAGUCCUCCUCCGGGCUGCUGGACUGUAUCCGUGAGGGUCUGACUCGGCUCCUCGGUGUGGGUGCUCCUCACAGCCGCCGUCUGCUUCCUCUCAGCUGUCUGCUGCUUCCUGUGGCACUGCAUGCCAUCUUGCGCUAUGCUGUCGCAGCCUCCGUCCAGCGGGUGGCACUCUGGCUGCACCAGCACAGCAGGAAGCACCGGGUGGACCCCUCCAACCCCCUUGACGCUUACUUUCCUGAGCUGGCGGCAGCGUGGGUGGGGUCUCUGGUGGCUGACGUGGUUCUGUUUCCUCUGGAGACGGCGCUGCACCGCCUCAGCCUGCAAGGCACGCGCACCAUCAUCGAUGCCACAGAUGGAGUGGUGGGAGCAGGAAGUGGUGGCAGCCCGCUGGUCCUUCCUGUCAACACGCAGUACGAUGGCUUCUCCGACUGCCUGCACUCCAUCCGCCGCAAAGAGGGCGGGGCCGGCUUCUAUCGAGGCUUUGGGGCUCUGGUGACGCAGUACACGCUGCACGGGGUGCUGCUCGCCGCUGCCAGGACGGUGCUCAGGGUGAUGCUGCUGGAUGCCAAGGUUUGCUGAGGCGUUACCGUGGAGAUGGCGUCACUAUGGUGACAAGAUGUUUGUUAGGUGAUAAUUGGUUGAUAAUCUGCACACUGGAGGUGAUCGUCUGACAUCAUUUCAAACCGAAUGACCUUUCCACAUGCCCUCCUGAUAGCACUUCCUGCCAACCCAUGAUGUCAUAUGUUGCCAUGGAAAAUCUCUGUUAAUUUGAACUGAUCCUAUUGGUUGCCUGCAGCUGCUGUAAAACAGCUGCAAACAUAAAAAGUUAUGGAAACAAAUCUGAAGACAUAAAGCAUAAACCCGACUCUCCACCCGAGCUGCAGAUUUCUGUGUAUAAAACUGUAAAGGAAAACAUUCGGUGUGAAAAUGUAGAUUCAGAAUAAAUUAUUUGUGAAUUGUUAAUAAAUAAAUACAGAAUUUUCUGAAUAAAUGUCCAGAAUGAUUUGAAAUAAUAAAAUUAAAUUGUUGUUAGAUGUUUA